CGGCAUAUGCGGGCCGGCCCGCAGUUGCCGCGGUGCUGCGAUUUUAGGUCUUCCUCUCGAGCGAUGCGGCGAGCCAGAGCGACCUGACCUCCCCCGCGACCGGAGCGCCGCCAUGGACGCCCUUCCUCCUCCGGUUCCGACGGAACCGGCCUUUCCUUCUCCCUGUACUACUUCCGCACCUCCAGCGCUCUUCUUCUUGGUCGGUUCGUCUGCUCCUCCCUCGAUUCCCAUCUUGGUCGGCGAUGGGCAGCCGGAGGCUAGGCCGAAGGCUAGGCCGGAAAUGAAGGCAAGCAAGAUAGGGUUCGAUGGCGGAGAGCCACAUCCUGGCACGGACGGCGUGGGGAGGGUGGGCGGCCAAGAGAUCGAUGGCGGUGAUCCACAACCUGGCACGGACGACGGUGCUGAUCCACAGUUGUGCAUCGACGCCGGCGGCAAGAAGCGGUCGCAGUGCAAUAACAAUGAGCGCAGGAAGCCCAACAAAAGCUCCAUCAUCCCCACCAUCAACAAGGCAUCUCAGAUUCAACUGGGAGAGGGCAAGCUUCACAAAGGGAAAACCCGAAAGCCAAGAUCAGAGAAAAUAAGAAAUAUCAAGGGAGACCUUCCAGUGGGUUCAAAGUCAACCAGUCCAUUACUUCGAUCUCCAGUCCAAUUAACAAGUUCACCAGGAGUUAAUAUGCUUGCCCGUUCUGUAGCAGUGAAAAGAGCAUCAGUAAUAGAAAGGGUUGCUUCCAUUAAAAGAGCAAAGAUGACAGGUUCACCUAAGACAUCACAGCACCCACCAAGUUUUACUCAAUUAAGUUCCCCUUCUCUUGAAGAUCUUUCACCUGGUACAAGAACUACCAAUUCACAUGCAUCAAAACGAAGACGCCGCAAGUUGAUAUCAGCCAUAUGGACAGAAGCUGAACCUAUCUAUAAGGAUGGGAAGCUUGUGGAAGGCAGGUGCAUUCAUUGUCAUCAAAUAUUUGCAGCUAGCAGAGACUCUGGGACCAGCCAUAUCAAACGACAUUUGAAGGUAUGCGAUGCAAAAACUGCAAUGACUGAAAUGGUUGAUAGGAUGGGUCGUUCUGAUUCAAAGGACCCCAAUUGGAAGUACGAUCCCAAGGUCGCGAGAAGGAAAUUGGUAAAACUAAUUGUUGUCAAUGAAAUGCCAUUUUCAUUGGUUGAAUAUGCACCAUUUAGAGAGUUCACGGCUUCAUUGAAUCCUUGGUUUGAAAAUGUUUCUAGGACAACUAUAAAAAAUGAGUGUAUGGAUGCAUUUAACGAUCACGGAAAUGCACUGAGAGAUUAUUUUGAAAAUUGUUCCUCUCGCAUAUCUCUCACAGGAGAUAUGUGGACCUCUAACCAGAAACUGGGAUACUUCUGCAUGACCUGUCAUUGGAUUUCUAAUGAUUGGAUUCUUCAUAAACAUAUUAUAAGGUUUGCUAUGCUAGAGACUCCGCACAACUCUGUUAACAUUUUCAAUAUAGUUCUAGACAGCCUUCGUGAAUGGAACUUAGAGGACAAAGUGUUUAGCUUUACAUUGGAUAAUGCAUCAGUAAAUACUGCCAUGGUCAACUUAUUGAGGACAAACUUGAAGAUGAAAGGUUUUCUGCUUUUAGAAGGGAAGCUACUUCAUUUCCGAUGUGCUACACAUGUGCUUAAUAUAAUUGUUCAAGAUGGUCUUCGAGUGCUAAAAACUGUUAUCAAUAACAUUAGAGAGAGUGUGAAGUAUGUGCGAAGCUCACAACAAAGAUACGAGAAGUUUCUUGGGAUAAUUAUACAAGAAGGAUUGUGUGAAACAUACAGUCGUCCUUGUGUUGAUGUGACCACCCGUUGGAACUCAACAUAUUUGAUGCUUCAAUCUGCUUUACCCCUUCGAAGUGCAUUUGUUUCCCUAGAGAAUCAAGAUAAGGAGUACACAUUUUCUCCUUCGAGCUCUGAAUGGACAUUGUCUGAAGCUGUAUUGAAUUUGUUGGAGAUCUUCUACACAGCAACCGGAACUCUGUCAGGCUCAAAAUAUCCAACCUCCCAUCUUUACUUCUACCAGCUUUGGAACAUCAAGAAAGUGUUGAAUACAGAAGAAUCAGUUUUGAACAGAAAAAUAUUGAAUGAGGAAGCAUCAAGUCAGGACACAACAAUUGCACACAUGGUCGAACAGAUGCAAACAAAGUUCAACCUAUAUUGGAAGGAGAUAUACAUGUCUGCUUGCAUUCCCGUUAUCCUUGAUCCGAGGUACAAGUACGACUUCCUUGAGUAUCACUUGAGUGACUUUGGAAGUGAAAAGGAGGUGGACACAUGGAUGAGUGAAGUGAAGAAUACCACGCAGAAGCUCUUCAAUGAAUACAAUCAACUAAUUUCUGGAGAGAUGCAAGAUUGUGAUAUUCAGGAGGUGCAAGAUCUUAACGACCCACUUGCAGAGUGGGAUCAGUACAUGAAGUCAAAAAGGCGACAGUUAAGCAAUGAGCUAGAUCAAUAUUUGAAGGAAAAGUUGACACCUCGAAGGGAGGAGAUUGAUAUUCUAAAAUGGUGGAAAGGAAAAUCUGAGAUAUAUCCAGUGCUCUCUGUAAUGGCUCGUGACAUAUUGGCCAUCCCAGCUUCAACAGUGCCUUCCGAGUCGGCUUUUAGCACCGGAGGACGCGUCGUCAGUGAUUACAGGAGCAGCCUCGCACCUACUACCAUUGAGGCUUUGAUAUGUCUACAGGAUUGGUUUAAGGCAGCCGACGCUAUGGAAAAUGAUGACUAGGAAUUUGUUUUGGAGCUUUCCUUGCAUCAUAACAGUUCAGUCCCAGUUGAGUUGGAGAUGACCUUGAAGAAAUACAAGCAAAGUUCAAGAACAUCAGUUCAGCCAAACAUCAUCGAUCCGGCCACGCUGCUGUUUUGAACAAGGAUGCAAAGAUCUUGAAGAAAAUAUCUUUAUGCUUCUGUGCAAUAUUUAACAAGUCGGAUUGAAUGUAAUACUCUGUUCUGAUGAAGUAGUAUUGUACUGUAGCUAUAACUAGCUUGAAGCUUUUGUAGCUUCUUAAUGCCUGUAGCUUCUGUGUCAAGAAUGUAUAUGGAACCGGAGUGCUCCAGCUCAUGGCUUUGCUUCUAGCCUGCAGCGUCUGCUGUGGGCACAGUUAGAACAACAAUAUGUAGUCCAAAUGUUAAUAUUUUUUCUCCUUUUGGUUUCUUUGGAUGGGAGCUGACUAUUUGGUGUUCUACAAUAAAAUGUAUUGGUGCUAAAA
Lolium perenne is the source of this 3203-nucleotide messenger RNA. Its product is annotated as zinc finger BED domain-containing protein RICESLEEPER 2-like. The record is from RefSeq and is a predicted model, not a curated record. Gene Ontology annotation, molecular function: DNA binding; protein dimerization activity. NCBI's taxonomy places the organism in Eukaryota, Viridiplantae, Streptophyta, Magnoliopsida, Poales, Poaceae.